This is a messenger RNA of Saccostrea cuccullata (small rock oyster), 3611 nucleotides long. RefSeq names its product TBC1 domain family member 23-like. The transcript is spliced from 17 exons. Lineage: Eukaryota; Metazoa; Mollusca; Bivalvia; Ostreida; Ostreidae. The coding region runs from base 23 to 2062 and encodes 679 amino acids. Gene Ontology annotation, biological process: retrograde transport, endosome to Golgi. The record is from RefSeq and is a predicted model, not a curated record. Gene Ontology annotation, cellular component: trans-Golgi network.
UUUACGACUACACGUCAUAAACAUGGCCGACGGAAUAGAUGACACAAGCUGGAUAACAGAUUUGGAAACGGCACUUGUUGAAAGUUGUGAUUUUGGAACUCUCAAGAACAUUUGUAAAUGUAGACCUGUUCCAGAUCAUUUGAGACCGGAGGUUUGGCAGAUUUGUCUUAAUGUGCAAAGUAAAGGGGAUGCUUUGAGUUCAUUUGAUGGAUUGUAUGAUCUUGAUGAACAGGGAAUAGUUAGAGAAGAUUGCAAAGCUUUAGUUGACAAACUUGGAAAUGACGAGGAAGACAAAGUUUCAGUAGUCAGUGAUUUAGAAUCCAUUAUUACAUUCUUUUCGAAAUCCAGAAAUGAGAAAUAUACAUCAGACAAUGGAUGGCUUGAAGUCAUACAACCCUUGCUGGCACUUAAAUUAACCAGAUCCCAGCUCUAUAACUGUUUCUACUCCAUCAUCAACAAGUUUAUUCCCAGGGAUUGUCUCAAAGGAGGAAAACCAUUCCAUUUGUUUCGCUUGCUCCUACAGUACCAUGACCCUGAGUUGAGCUCAUUUCUGGACACAAAGAAGAUCAUGCCGGAUCUUUACUGCCAUUCAUGGUUCAGAAGUCUCUUUGCUGCUCCUUGUGAUCUACAAGUCAUACAGGUGAUGUGGGAUGUGUACUUCCAACAUGGAGACCAAUUUCUGACAUUUUUUAUGGCUCUUGUCAUCUUGGUUAAUGCAAGAGAUCAAAUUCUGGCAGGAGAAUUGGAUUCAAAGCAGCAAAUUACAGAAAUGCUGACAUCCUUCCCCUCAGGUCUAGAGGCAGAGGACAUUGAGGAUUUCUGUGCCUUAGCACAGUACUACGCCACCAAAACCCCACAGUCUUUCAGAAGGGAUUACCAGAGUCCAUUAUUUGGUAACAGUAUGAUCCCAGGAGGAAAGGAGGAGGAUCUACUAGUUUCACAGGCAUUAUGUUUACCGGUUUCUGUGUCAGAACUUCUUCAGAACAACAGCCAAGCAGGAGGUGAUGGUGUGCGAUACUUUGUGGUGGACUGUCGACCAGCUGACCAGUACAACAGUGGACAUCUGCGUACAGCAUUCCAUCUAGACGCAAAUCUGAUGUUACAGAAUCCCAGAGAGUUCAGUACUGCUGUGCAGGCUUUGUUGGCUGCACAACAACAGUCAAUAUCCUCAGGUUCAGUAGCUGGAGGAGAACACCUUUGUUUUAUCGGCAGUGGGCGGGAGGAGGAAGAUCAGUAUGUCCAUAUGGUCAUCGCCAACUUCUUACAGAAACACUAUCAAUAUGUCAGUUUUGCCAAGGGAGGCUAUCAAAGUUUACAUGAAAUUUUAAAGGACAGAAUAUCAGAGGGACUAACAAGUCAUAAUCCAAAACACUGUAUCGUGUGUAACCCAGAGGCAUGCAACAGCUCAAGUGAUAUGGAGAAUGGGGAAGAUUUUCAUAGAAAUGGAAAAGGGGAAGAAAAUGGUGAAUCAUUCUUUGGAAAAUUAACAUCCACAGUGAAGAGCAAGUCAGCUGUGAUGAAACAAAAGCUAACGGAUUACAUUAAAAAUGAGCAUCAAAUGCAGGAAAGGCAUGUCAGCAAUACAGACCGUGUGGGCAAGAGAUACAGAAACAUGGCCAAUGUCUUUUCUAUUGGUGAUGAUGAUGAUGGUGAUGACCAAGCUGGGAACUCUUCUGAUGAUGAAAGAAAAGAAGUUGUAAAUGUGGAAGUUUGGCUGAAGAAGCCUGAUGUUAGAUACUCUUGUAAAUGUCAAGAGGUUAUUGGUAAUGGAUACAUGUUUCCAAGUUAUGUGUUGGUGACAGACACUCAUUUAUAUGUACUUCGAGAGAUCCCCAACCGAAAAAAUAUGGCACAUAUUCAGGCAAGGCGGGCUUUGGGAAGUGUGGUAAAAAUUACAUCCAAAAGAAAACACCCAGACUUUAUCACAUUCAAGUAUGGCUCUGUGGAUGGAGAGGUUAUUCAAGUAACAGACAUUGACCGAUUUCUAAUGCCACAAGCACCAGAGGCAACUAAAGUUAUCAAACAACAAAUUAUUAAAGUGUUGGAUGCAUUGGAAAGCUGAGUGUGGUUCUAAAACUUUUUUCAUUUGGAUGCCCUGUGUUUUCAUUCAGAACAAAUGUUGUCUAUCGUCAAAGAUGUUGAGAUUUAUUGACAAAUAAUACAUAAAAUGUAUUCAAUUUGCAUUUGCAAUGUUAUUGCUCUUUAUAAUUAGGAACUUUUGAAAGUUUUCCAUCUUUUAUUUAGUUCUCUGCUGUUAUGAUAAUUUUGUUCUCAGUUUUGACUCACUGCAUAUCAGAGUAAUAUAUUGAACAUUUAUUCAACUAAAGAUACAUGUAUGUUUGAGUACAUUUUUUUUUCUUUUUGUUGAAAGCUGGUUUGUAACCUUUAUUUAUUUCUAUAACUAUUACUUCCUGUGAUACAAUAUUUAAUUUUUGUCAUUCUAUGGAUUUAUGUAGUUCAUGUGCUUUUUUGUUUCUCAAUGCAUGUAUUAUAUUUUUUUUUUUUUACAGAUUUUAUUUUUUUGCUGCAUUAAUUUUCCAUGAAAUUAUCUUCUAAGUUAAAUAUUUAUUUGAAAACCAAAUAUACUUCCUCCACAAAACUCAAUUUGUCACCAAAAUACUUUACUAUGAACAUGGUUUUAGAACUCCUUUAAGGAGAAAGGAUAGUGCAUAUAUUAUAUGGGCAUAUUGCAAUACACAGGAUAAAACACACAAAAAUAGAAAUAUUUUUUCUUAGUUUUAAUGCUUGCCUUUAAUGCACAGAAGAAAACCCACCUUUGUCUAGAAAGUAUUAUUUCAUGGGGAAUUUUUAUCUGAUAUAUACAUGCACACAAAUAAUAAGUAAUCUAAAAUACUUGUAUUCUUUUACAUAAAAACUGGUUUAACCUUUUGGGUCUUGUACACACUUAUCCAAUAUUCAACAAUAUAAUGACUCGUAUAAUCAUUUUUUAAAAUAUAUAUUUAGCUGGGUUUGAUAAGGUAUAUUAAGAGAUUCUUCCAACACAUAAAAUCAAGAAAUCAAGUGUGAUCUUACAAACUACAUGUACAACCUGAUGGGGAAGAUAUUGUUUGAUUUAGAGUUGUCAUUUUGACAAUCAUACUGAGGAGAUAUGCCUUGCCACAUAGAAGCCUGAGAUGCGGUACUAAUGAUGGUUGUCAUUUGUUCUUUUCUAGUAAUAAUGUUUUCAAAUGUUUGAUUAAAUCUUUGUGCAUCAUUUUGUAUUAUGAAUCUACACAUGUAAUUCUUGCAAGUACUAGUUUGGUUUAAAAAGCUGUUUUACUAUCUGUUAAUUGCAAUUACAAUAAUGGGUUUUUGAACAACAGCAGCACCAUCUUUUUUUCUAUAUACGUGUACAUGCAUUUGAAGUAUCCAUCAUCUGCAUAAGCUUGUUUGUAGAUAAACCUGUGUUGUAAACUGAAGAAGCUUGAUAUAGACAUUAAACAACAUUGACUGGGUAACUUGACCAAAAAUGUUCAAAUCAAUUGUUUUGUUGAAUUACUAUACUUGAUUGUGAUAUAUGAAUGCAAGUUUAGAAAUACACAUCUUGAAAUUGAAAAAAAUUGUAUCUCUUAGGUUCUUGUGUAAAUAAUUAAAUUAAAUGCAUAAACUGA